AUGUCAGCUCUUUCUGAUACGGAGAUCACAGCCCAAUCAGUUGUUUUCAUUUUCGCUGGCUAUGAAGCCACAAGCACAUCCAUUUCCUUCGUGAUGUAUCAACUGGCUACUCACCCUGGUGUGCAAAAGAAGCUUCAGGAUGAGAUUGACAGAGCUCUGCCCAAUAAGGCACCUGUCACCUAUGAUGCCCUGAUGGACAUGGUAGUGAAUGAAACUCUCAGAUUGUACCCAGCUGCUAACAGGCUAGAAAGGAUCUCAAAGAAAGAUGUGGAAAUCAAUGGCGUGUUCAUUCCCAAAGGGACUAUAGUUAUAGUACCAACCUAUCCUCUCCAUCAGGAUCCUGAGUACUGGCCAGAGCCUGAGGAGUUCUGCCCUGAAAGGUUCAGCAAGGAGAACAAGGGCAGCAUCAAUCCUUAUGUUUACCUGCCCUUCGGGAACGGACCCAGGAACUGCCUUGGCCUAAGGUUUGCCCUCAUCAACAUGAAACUUGCUGUCAUCAGAGUCCUGCAGAACUUCACCCUCCAGCCUUGUGAGGAAACACAGAUUCCCUUGAAGUUAAGCAAGCGAACAAUUUUUCAACCAGAAAAACCCAUCAUCCUGAAAGUUGUGUCAAGGUGAAAUCACAAAUGGAGCUUGAGUUUCCCUCAAGAUUUCUGCUGUUCUUCAAGGAGGCCGUGCCACCCAACAUCAGAGAAUCUAAUUUGCCUUUGAAUUAAAUCAGCUUAAUUGCCCUUGAUGAGUAGGUGUUCAGUAAUUCAUUGAGCAUGCUCAA
Peromyscus californicus insignis is the source of this 772-nucleotide messenger RNA. Its product is annotated as cytochrome P450 3A25-like. Gene Ontology annotation, biological process: oxidative demethylation; steroid metabolic process. The transcript has 5 exons. Bases 1 to 618 code for a protein of 205 amino acids. Gene Ontology annotation, molecular function: heme binding; oxidoreductase activity, acting on paired donors, with incorporation or reduction of molecular oxygen; iron ion binding. The record is from RefSeq and is a predicted model, not a curated record. Lineage: Eukaryota; Metazoa; Chordata; Mammalia; Rodentia; Cricetidae.